AUGAGGGUCCACCUUGGAGGUGAUGUCACAGCUGGAAAAUUCUCUGAACUUCUACUCAAAAUAGGAAAUGGAGAUUUUCCCGAGUUAACUGGGAAGUUGGUUAUCACUAAGGAUUUAGGUUUAGUAGUGUCAACACUACAAGAACUUAUAGUUCAAAUUUAUCCUGAUAUUGCCGAUAUAAAAAACAAAUUGAUGGAUUGGUUAUGUGAGCGCGCUAUUUUGACCCCUAAAAAUGACAAGGCAGCUGUGAUUACUGAAAUUCUUCUUAAAUUAUUUAAGGGAACAGAAAUGGAGUAUAAGUCUAUAGACAUGGUACUGAAGACAGAUGACGCAGUUCACUAUCCUGUGGAGUCCCUCAACGCACUUAAUCUCCCUGGCUUUCCAGCACAUAAGUUAGUCCUUAAAGUAGGAGCUCCAAUUAUGCUGUUGCGAAAUUUCCACCCACCCAAACUCUGCAAUGGUACUCGACUGUGCGUGAAAGCACUCCAAAACAAUGUAAUUGAGGCAACAAUAAUUACAUGUUGUGCUCAAGGAGAAUCAACGUUUAUACCACGUAUACCACUUUUAUCAUCAAACUAUCCAUUCGAAUUUAAAAGACUGCAGUUUCCUAUCAAGGUAACUUUUGCAAUGACUAUAAAUAAGUCGCAAGAGCAGUCGUUGAAGAUAGCAGGGAUUGACUUGAGUGAUGACUGCUUUACACAUGGGCAAUUUUAUGUGGCAUGCUCCAGAGUUAGUUCCCCUACAAGCUUAGUCAUUCUUGCCCCAAACGGAAGAACAACCAAUUUAGUUUAUAAGGAGGUUCUAUACUUAGCUGCAGUAUGCAGGCCACCCAGCGCCUAUGACCAGUACCGUUCGACCUACCGUUCGAGUCACCACGUUACCUACCGACCGACCGCUCAUCGCUAG
Molecule: messenger RNA, 906 nt
Organism: Aphis gossypii (cotton aphid)
Lineage: Eukaryota; Metazoa; Arthropoda; Insecta; Hemiptera; Aphididae
Exons: 1
Coding region: 1-906 (301 amino acids)
Source: RefSeq, a predicted model, not a curated record